UUAGAAUAAACUGUCCCAUAAUUCCAAUAAUCAUGGCGACUGGUUUUGAAAUCGACGAUUUGGUGUGGGCAAAGAUGAAGGGAUUUCCGGCAUGGCCGGGAAAGAUUAUAGAGCCUAAACCUGAAGUGAAGAAGCCUGCCAAUAACAAGAAAGUGCACCACUUUGUGUUUUUCUUUGGAUCCGAAAACUAUGCUUGGAUUCCAGAGGAAAAUGUCUACUUGUAUAGUGACCACAGAGACAAGUUCAAACUUUCAAAAAGAAUUCCCAAAGGAUUCAAGGAAGCCUUGGAAGCAAUUGAAGAUGAACUAAAGGAGAAACCAUUUAUUAAAACAUUUAAGACACAGGAAUUACCAUCAAUUGAUGAAGAAUUGGCCCAGAUCUUUCCAGGAAAACCAUCAGCAAGUCCUCAGAAGGAUUACACAAGAGAACCGUUGAAGGGGAAAAAGCAAAGAAGGAAAACAGAAGAGGGAAAGGAAACCAGUAAGUCCACAGAGACACAGACAAAGAGGAAAAGAGCUUCAGCAUCAGAAGAACAUCCUAAACCAAAGAAAGCAAAAGUCAUUGCUAAAGUGACAGGUUCUCCCAGCAAAAUCAGCCUGUCCCCUGAUCACAAACUUAAACCCAAAAUCAGAGCAGAACUACCAUCUCCAAGGCCUGAGCACAAUCUGCCAAUGUCCCCACCCAGUAAUAGCUACAUCCAGGCCUCAUUAUCACCAGGGAAUGCCACAGCCUCAACUCAGAUCGAAGAAACUCUCCUCAAAGUCAAACCAGUCGCCAAACCAUCAGUCAUACCCACUCCUAUGCGAAUUGGGUUUCUGGGACUGGGAAUCAUGGGACAGGGCAUGGUCAUGAAUUUGCUAAGGUCAGGUCAUGAGGUCACAGUUUGGAAUCGUACAGCUCUUAAGUGCAGAGAUUUUGUGAAGUCUGGGGCAUUCAAGGGGAAUAAUCCUGCAGAGGUAGUCCAGUCAUGUGACAUCACCUUCUCCUGUGUUGCAGACUCCACAGCAGUUAAAGAUUUGGUAUUUGGUAAUUAUGGGGUGCUGCAGGGAAUUUCCAAAGGAAAGUGUUAUGUGGAGAUGUCUACUAUAGAUGAGGAGACUAUGCAGGAUGUGGCGGAGGCAAUAACAGCACGAGGUGGAGUGUUUUUGGAAUCUCCUGUAGUUGGAAGUCGAGUUCCUGCUCUGGAGGGACAGCUAAUCAUCUUAGCAGCGGGUGAAAGAAAGCUGUACGAUGAAUGCUACUCUUGUUUUGAGGCCAUUGGAAAGAAAUCUCUGUAUUUAGGGGCAGACAUUGGAGCUGCCACUAGAAUGAAGCUGAUUGUGAACAUGGUGAUGGGGACCGUGGUAGCAGGAUUGGCAGAGGCCAUGGCAAUGGCAGAGAAAGUGGGUCUGGACCAGGAGGAUGUGGCAGAGGUUCUGUCAGUGGGGGCAUUGUCUUGUCCCACCGUCAUCCACAAAAGUCAAGCCAUCCUUAGCCAGCGAUAUGACCCCCAUUUUCCACUACAACACCAGCAGAAAGAUCUGAGACUAGCACUGCUGUUAGGAGAUAAAGUAGAACAACCAUUGUAUGUGGCUUCAUCAGCUAAUGAGCUAUACAAGAAGGCUCGCAGACUUGGGUAUGGAGAGAGUGACAUUUCUGCUGUUUACCGUGCCUCCAGUAACUGAUUUCGAGUGAGAGAGACUUGUGAUUCACUGGGCAUGACUGUAAUACAUGUGACUUAACCGUGCAAUGACCCUGGUGAUUAAUCUGUAGAAGCACCAAUUACAGUAUUGAGGAUAGGUGAAAAGUGCAAAAAUUCUGUUCUUCUAUGAAGAAACGUAAUCACUACAAACGUCAUUACACUGAGAUUUACGUCAUUUUACUGAAAGUUAUCUGCUCCGAGAGGGACCAUGUGAUCUCGUCACAGAUACAGUGAUGUUUUAGAGAUUUUUACAAAGUCGUGUAGUAAACUUUUAUUUAGUUGUUUCAGUUGAGUAAUUAUCAUUAUUAGUUCAUUUUAUAUAAAUAGUUCAUUUUAAAGAAUAUGAUGUGAUUUUUUUCUCUCCUUUUUUAAGUAGGUUGUUCCAUUGGGAUUUACUUUAAACAAAAAAAAAAAAAGGAAAGAAAAUUUGUGUAGUAUAUGAGGUGCCAUCUGCAUGCAUUCAUGAGAAGAUAUGUGAAGGAAAAAAUCAUAAUUUUGUCACCAACAUUUAAAUCAGUUUAUUGUUUUCCUACAUUUCUCCUUUUGUAUGUGGCAUUCUUUCAUCCAGAUCUAAAUUAAUGGCAGCUAUAGGCUUGAAUCUAAUGUGCUGUGUUGGUUUCUAUAUUUGUUUGCAUUCAGUUGGAAAAAUUUCGUCCAAUGAGUGACCAUAAAUAAUUGUAAUGGGCAGUACAUCAGAUGUUAUCAACAACAGUGAACUGUCCAAGGAUUAUAUUUGCUUUGUUUAGUGUAUCAUGUUGAACAAAAUAGUGAAUGUGUGGUUUGAUUAUUGUAGAAUUAAAUAUUUUUUAGACAAAAUUACAAAAAGAGUUUGUGUGAAAUUUAUUUAGUUUCAUAAAAGAAAAACCUGAAAUAUGUAUUAUAUACAUGUUUGUUUUUUUUUUUUUAUUGUAAAUCUUUGAGUAUAGGGUCACAACCAGAUACAGACUGAGAGCUUUGUAUAGAACUGUACUGUAGCAUUAAAAUCAUGUAUAUGCUGAGUUCUGUAAAUAGACACAUUUGAUGUUGUAUAUCAAAAAAUCAUAAACUCCAAAAAAUUUUCAUGUAUUCAUUCACUGCAUCCAUUCAUUGAAAACCUCAUUAAUGAUUAAAGUUAUGACAAGCUAAAGGAAUUAAA
Molecule: messenger RNA, 2816 nt
Organism: Saccostrea echinata
Lineage: Eukaryota; Metazoa; Mollusca; Bivalvia; Ostreida; Ostreidae
Exons: 14
Coding region: 33-1664 (543 amino acids)
Molecular function (GO): NADP binding; NAD binding; oxidoreductase activity, acting on the CH-OH group of donors, NAD or NADP as acceptor
Source: RefSeq, a predicted model, not a curated record